AUGCCGCGACUUUCCGAGAUUUAUUACUCGCGCGAGGAGUGCAUCUCCGCAGUCCGAGGGUACUACAACUUCUUGACCAACAUGUACCUCGACGAACCGGACGUCAUUGAACCCCCUGCAGAGGGAUGGCCGGAUAUUACGACCUCAACCAUGCAAGGCCUGGGCAAGACAGACGAAGUGAUCUCACUACUCCGCCGUCUACCAUACAUACGAGAGCCGGACAACGACAUGGACUGGGCUCAGUCAGCAGGGUAUUCCUAUUUUGCCGAUUGGCAGGAUAUCGGCCGUCUCUUGAGCCGCGACCCGUCGCAAGCAGAACCCCGGAAGGUGGCUUCCGAAAGCGCGUCUCUGUUUGAAGUCAUUCCUCCUCACGUCAUCGGUCUCACGCAUCGCUCACGGGAGGUCUUUUUACUUGAUACGGAGCUCGGCAUUGUCCUAUGGUACGAAUGCCCCGGGGAAAUUAGGCACAGCCCUUCCCGAGAGAGGGUUGAGGAUGACCCAUACGAUUACGAAGAGGACGAGGCCCAAGCUGAAUGGCGUGGAGAGUGCACCGCAUGGGCCGUGUCGGGUUUCUUUGAGAUGCUCAAGGACCAGUUCCGCGAGCUUCAGUUCAUUCCACUUAACCAUCGGGUAGUUGUGGAUGUCUAUACUAGGCUUUGGCCUGGAUCUGCUGGGAUGAGAGAAUUGGUACAGAGUGUCUAUAAGGAGCAUGGUUGGCCGGACACGGGCAGAUAUCGCAAGGAGGAUUGUCUAAAAGCGAUACAAAAGGCCCUAGAGGAACACUAUCCCGAUGAUGCAAGUAUAUAG
This is a messenger RNA of Trichoderma aggressivum f. europaeum, 807 nucleotides long. RefSeq lists its product as uncharacterized. The record is from RefSeq and is a predicted model, not a curated record. The coding region runs from base 1 to 807 and encodes 268 amino acids. The transcript has a single exon. NCBI's taxonomy places the organism in Eukaryota, Fungi, Ascomycota, Sordariomycetes, Hypocreales, Hypocreaceae.